Messenger RNA from Rhea pennata, 2004 nucleotides. It is a transcript of the gene TSC22D3, whose product is annotated as TSC22 domain family member 3. The transcript has 2 exons. Gene Ontology annotation, biological process: regulation of transcription by RNA polymerase II; negative regulation of activation-induced cell death of T cells. NCBI's taxonomy places the organism in Eukaryota, Metazoa, Chordata, Aves, Rheiformes, Rheidae. The record is from RefSeq and is a predicted model, not a curated record. The coding region runs from base 354 to 896 and encodes 180 amino acids.
GGUGCAGAAGAGCAGGGCUGCAGGACCUCUGCAGGAGUGCAGAGGUGUACAGACUGGGAGCACAGAGUCACAGGAGCAUGGUGUUGCAGUGCAAGGGUGCACUAGGGUGCCAAGGCCCAGGAGCACAGGGCCAGAGUGCAGGGUACAAGGGUGCUGAGCUGGGCCAUAGGGGCAGUGAGCUGGGGUGCAACGGUGCCAUACGGGGGUGCAACACUGAGGUGCAGAAGUGCUGUACAGGGAUGCCAUACUGGGAUGCUGUGCCAGCGUUCGGGGAUGCUGCACCAGAAUGCAGGGCUGCAGCCUGAGGAGCUCUGCGGUACCGUCCGGCGGGCAGUGGAACGGUGCCGGCGCCCAUGGUGCAAUGCCGGCGGAGGGUGCCAGGGCCCGCUGCGGGCAAGGGCGGCGGCGGCAGCAGCUUGGCCCAGCCCCCAGUGACGCUGCGUGACGUGGGGCCGCCAUAUAGUGGGCGGCGGUGGGACGGGGCACUGCAGUGCGCAGCACCCCAUCCUCUGUGCUCCCGCCGCAGCCAUGAGCACCGGCAUGUACCAGUCCCCCAUGGAGGUUGCUGUCUACCAGCUCCACAACUUCUCCAUCUCUUUCUUCUCCUCCCUGCUCGGGGGGGACGUGGUCUCCGUGAAGCUCGACAACAGGAUCUUGUGAAAAAUCACCUGAUGUAUGCAGUGCGGGAGGAAGUGGAGGUCCUGAAAGAGCAGAUCAAAGAACUGUUAGAGAAAAACUCUCAGCUGGAGCGAGAAAAUAGCCUUCUGAAAACCCUCGCCAGCCCUGAGCAGCUGGAGAAGUUCCAGUCCCGGCUCCCCACAGAGGUGCUGUGCCCAGAGGAGCAGAGCCCAGGGGCGCCAGCCCCGGCUCAGCAUGCCGGGGGCUCUGCGGUAUAAGGUGGCUCUGUCCUUGGGGUGGGCAGAGCCACAGAACUCUUUCUACUUAAUCUCCCGCAAAGUUGUUUCCACCUUCAUCUCACGGAGGACUGCCAAACCUUAGCACUAGCAGCAGUGCUGAGAGGUGCCCCCCAGGCAACCCCGUCCAGACAGUAGAGCCAGCUGCUGUCUCCUGCACGAAGAUGCUCUUCUGCGAGGGAGAUGCGGUGCUGCACCAGCAGCUGACCCCCCCCAGCUGACCUUGCCCUGUGUGCUGGGAAUAAAUCUGUGGCCCGGUUGACCUGCCCUUCCUGGGCUCUGCCGAAACCUGGGAGUCUGCGACACACCGGCAGUGCCAGGUGGCCUUUGGCACAUGCGUGGGAAUACAAGGUUGGAAAGCGCACGCCAAGUCCUGUGCCUUCGCUACACUGUGCAGUGGGGGGGGGCUCUUUCUGGCAAAGACUGAUCUUGGAGGAAGACAAUUGUUUAGUGAGAGAUACAGAUUUGUCCCUCUAGCCACCCAGGAGCAUGCUGGAACCAAAACCUGACUUUAAGCAGCACCGGUGUUGGCCGUUGUGGUAUAGUGCAUGGCUGUACACACAUCAGUGUGGGGAUUACAAGGAAAAGCUUGUUUUAUUAGUUCAGGUAUCUUCUGUAGACAUAUCUAUAUAUAAACACACAUGAAUACAGGUGAGCAGUGCCCACAAGGCUGUGGGAUGCCAUGUGGCCCUGUCCUGGGGCAGAUGUGCCCAUCUCUGUACAGCUGAGAGAUUCGAAUCAAGACUGGAAUGGCACGUGGCUGUAAUUGGGUGGACAAUGCUGCAAGGCUGCUCCCUCGCUGGAGGAGGGAAGGGUUUGCUCCUUCUCCUGUGCCAACUGACACAUGACAUGGAGCAGCUGCAGCAGCAGAAGCAACUGGACCGAAUGCUGGGCAGAGGCAACGGUGGCUGUGGGAUGUGCUCCAGCCCACAGGGCUUGGAGGGAGCGAGCCUACGACUCUGGGUGCUGUGCCUCCCCCAGGCAGCUCUCUGGGAACUAACGGGACGUCCGCUUUGACGUCAGACUGUCAGAGCAGUGACACAGUUGUGUAAAUUUAGGUAGAAAUGGCAAUAAACUCUACUUUUUUAUA